Molecule: messenger RNA, 1568 nt
Organism: Dendroctonus ponderosae (mountain pine beetle)
Lineage: Eukaryota; Metazoa; Arthropoda; Insecta; Coleoptera; Curculionidae
Gene: Ap
Product: LIM/homeobox protein Lhx2
Exons: 7
Coding region: 204-1319 (371 amino acids)
Biological process (GO): neuron differentiation; regulation of transcription by RNA polymerase II
Cellular component (GO): nucleus
Molecular function (GO): RNA polymerase II transcription regulatory region sequence-specific DNA binding; DNA-binding transcription factor activity, RNA polymerase II-specific
Source: RefSeq, a predicted model, not a curated record
CAAAGAGGCUCAGAUGUGCCCCCUCUGUGCCGGCCGAAAAGUUUAGUAGUGACAGUAACUGGCCGUGGAGCGGGAUAGUGAAUUGGUUUUGGGUGACUUAUGGGAGUUUUUUCCACUGAAAGAACGUUUUCGUCCGUUUUGUGCUGAGUGUUAGGCAAAAGGCGCCAGUUUUUCUCUGUGGGAUACUGCAACACGGUUUUUGCAUGAUAUUCAACUCAAUCAUCAACAACAUGCUCAAAGAACGAGAGUCGUUUGAGCGAGGUCCCUCCUCUCCAUGCUCCAGCAUGGGGGCCUCCCCCUUGGGAGAGGCCUCCUCAUGUGCAGGAUGUGGAGGACGAAUCCAAGACCGCUACUAUCUGCUGUCAAUGAACAAACAAUGGCACGCUUGCUGUUUGAAAUGCUGCGAAUGCAAACUGCCCCUGGACUCGGACUUGACUUGUUUCGCUCGCGAGGGAAAUAUUUAUUGUAAGGAAGAUUAUUACAGAAUAUUUGCUGUAUCAAGAUGCGGAAAAUGCCACACUGGAAUAUCAGCAAAUGAACUAGUGAUGCGAGCCAGAGAUUUGGUCUACCAUCUUCAUUGCUUCUCCUGCACUUUAUGUGGCAUCCCCCUAUCAAAGGGCGACCAUUUCGGAAUAAGAGAAGGCCUGAUAUACUGCAGGUUGCACUAUGAAAUGAUGGACACUUUCGACCCUCAUGACACCCCUUUAUUUUCGGGUGGCGAAUCACCUGGUUACUACCCAUCAAACACACCACCUCAAAGCCACAAAGGCAGGCCGAGGAAACGAAAACCGACAGUAGAAGACGCGUGUGGUGAAAUUCCUGUCGGAAUGCGGAUGGCAGCUGCAACUUUGGAAAUGCUUCAUCAGGGCGAUUUAUCGUCCUCCAUGGAGUCCCUCUCGUAUGACUCCUCGGUUACAUCGCCUGCUUCAAGCAACGGACAUCAAAGCCAAAGAACUAAAAGAAUGCGAACUUCCUUCAAACACCAUCAGCUGAGAACGAUGAAAACGUACUUUGCAAUCAACCAAAAUCCGGACGCCAAGGACUUGAAACAACUCGCCCAAAAAACUGGCCUGUCCAAACGCGUUCUUCAGGUUUGGUUUCAAAACGCGCGAGCCAAAUGGCGAAGAAAUCUGAUGCGACAAGAAGGAACUCAGGGAAAUAACAACAACAACAACAACAUCCAAUCAACUGGACCAAGCAGUUCCCCAACUGGUUCAGCCAUUCUGGAGAACAGCCUGUCGCAUCAAAGUCUGGAAGACUUGCACCAUCAUCUACAUAAUCAGAACUCGCAAAGUUUAGCAUUUAGCGAUAUCUACUAAAAUGCAUUAGUUGCGGCCGAAUGGGCCCCGAACGAAUCAUUCCAAAUUGCAAAGUUUGCAUUUUUUUGUUAUUUAUUGUUCGCAUCAGUUUGGACUUUUGUGCAAUGUUUUGCCAGGUUUGUGCACUAAUCAAACGAAUGUCGCUCUAGUGAGCUGUGUUAUUCAUACCGUGUAAAUACAAAAUAGACAAGCUUAGGUGAAGUGUGAACACAUUUAAACAAUUUGUUUUUGUAAAUAUAUUUAGUACGA